UCACUCACAGUAGAGCAUUUAGCUUCCCAUUACAAACACAGAUCAAAACUUCGUUCUUGUCGGAAAAAACAAAUCAAUGGCAAACGCCUGGAAAAGAGACAAGAAUCAGAAGCUAUUAGCUCCAAAGACCUUAAUAAUCACUCUUCUUGUUCUCUCCAUCAUCUUCCUCUCCUCACUCUUCUUCUUCUCCUCCUCCUCCUCCUCCUCAUAUCUCCAAAACACCAAUCCAAAUCCGACCAUCUCCACCAAGUUCCCAAUCCCACCCUUCGACUGCUUCAAAUGCCCCCAAUCCAAACCCGUGAUCGCCAACGUCGUCGAGAAUCUCAAAUACCCUUUCCUCUACUCCCUCGCCGAUCUCGGUAACCUCCCGGAGAAGCCGCACAAGAACAUCGUGAGGCUGCUCAAGGGGAAGCCCUUUCGGAAACCGGACAUCUCCGCUACGAUUCAGGAGGUUCUGGAGAGGAUGAGUGCUGAUGGCAAAAGAGAUGGGUUCGUUGUCGAUGUGGGAGCUAAUGUCGGUAUGGCUAGCUUCGCUGCCGCGGCCAUGGGGUUUAAAGUGCUUGCCUUUGAGCCUGUUUUCGAGAAUUUGCAGAGGAUCUGUGAUGGGAUUUGGUUCAAUAGAGUUGCCUCUUUGGUCACUGUGUUUGAAGCUGCUGCUUCUGAUAGAAAUGGGGAUAUUACCUUCCAUAAGUUGGUUGGAAGGCUUGACAACAGCGCGGUUUCGGAGGUGGGAGCAAGACUUGCAUUCAAGUCCAACAAAGAAAUAGCGGUCCAAGUGAAAUCCAUACCUCUUGAUGAACUCAUCCCGCCUUCUCAACCGAUCCUUUUAAUCAAGAUCGAUGUUCAAGGCUGGGAGAAGCAUGUUUUAAACGGUGCAAAGAAGCUGCUCUCGAGGAAACCGGCGGAAGCUCCUUAUCUAAUCUACGAGGAAGAUGAAAGAUUGCUCAAGGCGAGCAAUAGUAGCUCCAAAGAGAUACGGGAUUUCCUGAAAAGCGUUGGGUAUAGCAAGUGCGUCGAGCAUGGCACAGAUGCGCAUUGCACUAAGGAGUAAUUGACAUUGGAACUUUGCGAGAAGGGCUAAUAAGUUGUUGCCAUGCGAGUUGAGGAACAUAAGAAAAUGAGGCCAUUGGUAUUUGCUGAGAAAGAAAGUUGCUAAUUGUGGUCAGUCAUAUUUGUUUCUCCUUGUAAUAUUUACUCAUUUUUUGUGAUACCAGUUCUAACUAGUAAAGAUAUGUUAUUGUUGAUGUACACUGAUGUAGCCUUUUUGAGCCAUAAAUGGCACAAGACUUGAGGGCCGAUAUAUGUUUCAAACACAAUUAAAAAUUGUCUCGAUGAUUGGGU
This is a messenger RNA of Brassica oleracea var. oleracea, 1341 nucleotides long. RefSeq lists its product as uncharacterized. The record is from RefSeq and is a predicted model, not a curated record. NCBI's taxonomy places the organism in Eukaryota, Viridiplantae, Streptophyta, Magnoliopsida, Brassicales, Brassicaceae. Bases 77 to 1051 code for a protein of 324 amino acids. The transcript is spliced from 2 exons.